Messenger RNA from Sapajus apella (tufted capuchin), 5413 nucleotides. RefSeq names its product atherin-like. Bases 428 to 1321 code for a protein of 297 amino acids. The record is from RefSeq and is a predicted model, not a curated record. The transcript has 5 exons. Lineage: Eukaryota; Metazoa; Chordata; Mammalia; Primates; Cebidae.
AACACAGCAUCUAGCUCAGAGAUGACAUCUGAAGAAACAUUAUCAAAUUGAACUCAUUGCCGGGAAUACUACAGGAUCUCAUGACACAACUGUUAAUGUUUGUCAAGAUGUAUCCCUUCAACAGAAGCAACACCAUUAUCAGAAGGUUCUCGGGUAGUUUAAAAAAAAAAAAAUCUACCUUCUCUGUUCUGCAGGGGUAACUGCAGCAGAACUUUGAGUCCAGCAACGUAAUCUACAGUUAACUAAUCCACUGCCCUCCUGAGGAUGCAAGCCCUAGUACGCAAAGACCGCUCAAGGACCACAAUAAAGAAAUGUCAAGGGCACUGCAGGUUAUUCCAUUGCUGUUCUGAGAGUGAGGGAGAAAAGAGCACAGGGCUCCAAGAGAGGUAAUACGAAGAAAAAAUGAAGGGAAAAACGAGAGAGACGAAUGCGGGGGAACACAGGGAGGGCGAGCUACGAAGCCAGGAAGCUGCAGCGCACACGCGGGGGCCAGCCAGGCGCCAGGCAGAGCCGGCAGCGCGGCUUCUCAUCCGCUUCCUUGAAAGCGCCACCCGCGCGUCCCGUGGAGCGACGUGCACACGCGCGGGCGGCCCUGCGUGGCGCGCCGUCCCUAGCGCCCGGGUGCGCGGCGCCGCUCUCGACCUGCGCUCCGCCCGCGCGGCGUCGGGCUGCCCGGCCGGGGGCGUGCCGUGCCUACGUGUGUGAACGUGUCAGAAGCGGGCACUGGGGAGCGGCUUCGGGAGGCGGGCGGGGGCUCCUCAGGCCCGCGCGGGCCCGGGACUGGCGGAGGCAGGGGCACCGCGCGCCACCCCGCGGACUCGCUGUGACCCCGCCGCCUCCCGGGCGCCCCUCGGCUCGGGCACUUCACGCCGGGUCGCCGCCCGGGCCCCGCGCAGGGGUGCGGCCCACGGCGCAGUCGCGCCGCUGGGUGGGAGGGAGGAGCAAGGAGACACUCGGCCCGGGCCGCGCCGCCUCAGAGCGCGGAGCUCGCUGUGGCAAAACUUUGAAAAGAGAAGGACUCCGAUUACCUGAGCGGCGCGGGCGCGGGCUGGUCUGCGGUACGGCUGCCGGGCCGGGCCGGGUUUUCAGCAGCCGUAAAGCGAGAGAAGCGGGCGCGAACCGCGGCGCGAACCCUCGCCCCCGAGCGGCGGCCCGGGCGCCCCCGCCGCGAGCGUCAGCUUGGCACGGAACGGGCCGGGCUGAGUCACGAUCAAAGACGCGUUUGCCGAGCCCGGCGGGAAGACGGGCCGCGAGCAGCCGUGUUCAGUGGCAGAAGCCUCAAAAAUUGGGAAGGAUUUUUUUUUUUAAUGGGCAAAACUAGAAACUUGCCCCAUUGUACUCCACCAAAAAAGAUGUUUCUUUGUAAUUUGCAUAUAUUUUAUACCUAAUCUUUAUAUCUAAUAAAAUUUUUAAAAGCAAUUUUAAAGUGCAUUGCUUGCAGUCAAAUUCUUGGGUGUAGCUUCAUGACUUACGCAAGUUACUUGAAUUCUGUGCUUUUGUGUUUCAUCCAUGACACAGAAUAAUAAACAUCCCUGGAGACAGAGACUGCGAGAGACCUUGGCAGCCUCCCCACGCCUACCACUCGCUAAACGUGUAUUGUUUUAAAAGAGAAGGGAGAAGAUAAGAGAUGAACAGUUUUGAAGGGAAGACAAUACAAACGUGAAGCAAGUUUUGUUUUUCUUUUUUCAAGUGGAGUAAAUUAGACAAAUUACCAAUGGAAGAGAAGAACGUAGAGGCUGGAAGGAAUUUAUGAGGCUAAGAGAAGGAGCUGAAGUGAGAGAAGGAAGAAGGGAAGGAGGAAAGAAGAGAGAAACAGGGGAGAAUAAAAGCCUCCAAGGAACAAACCAGGCUGCGAGAUGGGGCUGAAAGGAGGGAGGAAGGAAGAGAAGGAGAGAUAACACCAAGGAAGGAAGGAUAAAACUGGGCUCUGUGGGAAGAGGGGAGGAAGGAAGGAAAGAGAAAUUCAGCUAGGCCCAGUGGCCAAAAUGCUGAGGUGUGUCCUGCAGGGAGGGGGUGGAGGAAUAUGUUUACUCACUGUUUAGAAAUGCAUGACAAACUCCAUCCGCUGAGGGAGAUUUGUAAAAUACAUAAACAGAUAAACAACUGUCUAAAAAUGAGCCCCAAAUGAGGAGCCUUUGCUCCAGUGAAUGAGAUUUGGCAGUUCUGCAAAAUGAGGAAAUUCUUCCUUGUGCGGCUUCUUAAGGGGUUGAGUCAUGAAACCCACAGCAAAUGUCGGUGGGCUGGAUUCCUGAAAGGCAUGCCAGAUGGAUGCAUUCUGGUUCGUUUUACUGUGUGAUGUUCCCUUCUGUACAUCUGUCGGUUUUAGAAGAAAGGAGUGUGAAUAAAGAUUUGAGAAGUAAACUUAAAAAUAAAAGCCAAACUAGUUAUUUAAUGUAUGAGUAUCCACCCACCAUGAGCUUACAGUUACAGAUUCCAAAACAAGUAACCAUUUCUCCCACUUUUCAUUUCCCUCCCCUUGGUUUCUACGUUCACUGUAUUUCUUUUUAUCUACUUUUAUAAUAUUAUUUUUAAAGUGGAACUGCCUAGAGGAAAGGUGCUUUUAAUUAAUACGAAAGAGUGGAAAGAAUUUCAGCUAGGCCUCUCUAAGAAAGUAAAGCUUUUUGAAAGAAAGGGCUUUUAGCUGAAGUUUUAAUGACAAAGAGUUGGCAGAUGUGAAAUCAGAAGUUUUUUUAGACAAGCAAGAGAGUGAAAGAGAAUGGACUAGAAAUCAGAAGCAGUUCUAUUCCUUAAUUACCAUAAGAACCAAAGACUAGAGGAAAGUUUUUCCUACCCUGUAAAGAAAAAUGGGGGCUUCUCUCCACCAGCCAGAACUACCAAAAAGAGGAAAAAAUAAAAAUUAAAAAGCUCGAUCAGAUUCUUGUAAUGAUUUGCCUUUUCUUAGGAGGUCUUCUUCAGAUAAAAGACACGAAGGUGCUCCUUUCAGCACCAUCUGAAGCAAUACUUUUGUAGAAGCAAAAUUUCUGAAGGGAUAAUUUUUGGUCGAGCAAAAACCAUUAAGUAAGAUAAAAAUCCCUUUCCCUUUGUUUCAAUUUUGCUAAGCCUUCAGGCUGAGGCAAACAGAUCAUCAUUAAACCUUUAUUAAUGUGAAACCCAAAAAAGAUAAAAUCUUAAAUGCUGGGAAGCCCUUACCUAAAAGGAGCAAGAAAACAAACCAAGGCCCAGAAAAUAGAGAAAGAGAUUAGGAAGCUUUUCUAAGGGGCACCUUUGAACUGCUGGCUGUAAAAUGAAUGUCUGUGACUUGCCUUAAACAAAUAGGCAAUACAAACUAAAGCUGGGAACUAAAAAGAUCUGGUCAGAUCAGAUAAAAAGCUUACCUUGUGUGAAACACUGUGGUCAAAGAAGAAAAUUCCAUUCAUCUUAAGUGGAGACAAAAACGUGUUAUCACUUGUUUUGUGUGUGCUCAUGAGACAUCUCAAUCACCCGAAUCCCCUUGGGUGCAAUUUUUUGUUGGACUCGGAUUUUGUAAACUGAACCUGGACUUGGGUUUUGAUCAUAUGAAUUUAUCCAAAGGAGCACAGAGGAGAGACCGCAGGAGUUGGUGCUGUGACCUCUCAACACAGAACACAGCUGGCUACAGCUGAUCCCUCUAAGAGAAUGCACGACCAGCUCUGAGAAUGAAAUUACUGAUAAAGGCCAGACUAUAAGGUGGAAAAGAGACUUGAGAAUUUCUCUCUCCCUGCUGUGUCAAUAUACCAAAUGAACCGGGAAAAAAUAUUAAAUGUGCGUGGUUGGUUUCCAAGCGGUCCUGCAGCUCACGUAACUUCCCCUGUACUACUGCAGCAUAUAAGGCUUCUCUAGUACCAAGCUCUUGCAACACUUGUAAUUUCUCUAGUGCUGGGCUCCUUCAGUGUGCAUUGGCCAUCAUCACCCAGUGUCAGCAGCUCCCUGCAAAGCCUCUCAUGGGGGAGUUUGUGGACUCAGACUGAUAAACCAUUUGCACGAGAGAACUACACACCAUUUGAAAAACAGCUUUUUUGCAAGGUGCCCUGGCUCACUCCUGUAAUCCUGGCAACUUGGAAGGCUGAGGCAGCAGGAUUACUUGGGGCCAGGAGGUGAAGACCAGCCUUAGGCAACCUCAUCAGGAAUCUGUUGUAAAAUCGAAGUGUAAUGUUAAGUUUUGGGCUCAAUUAAGUCCAUAGAGCUUAAGUAAGCUGCAGUAAAGAUGGCUUAGACCUCCAUGUCACCUAAAAAUGUUGCAUUAACAAGGCUCCCUCAGCCUCAUGGGAGGCGUUCUCCAUUACCAGCUAACAGAGAAAGAAAUUUGAGUUUGAUCCAUGGAUAGAUUGUCGUGAUACGUGGUUACAGGUGGAAAAGGAACUGCUAUGUUACUAUAUCCCUUACUUGGGAAUGUCCCUGGCAGACAGUUGUGAGGGAAAUCCCUUAGGCAGAGUAUCUAUUAGUUCAUCUAGUCAUUCAUUUGUAUAGUAAGAAAAGUAGUCCAAAGUAAGGAUGUACAUGAACUCUUAGGCAAUGGUUAAUGGUUUAGCUUUCUGGUGAGAAGUCUGGAAGGAGUAAGAUUGGAAGACUGGGAUCAAGUGGGACUGGGAAAGAAGCAUGUAUUUAGACUUAUGGGAGUAGGCACAUGGUGUGAGCAUUUUUGUAUUGCAUGCCAACUUUCCCAACCCACUUUUGUGCCAUUUCUCAUUACAGCUACCAAAUCAUCUGUACUGCAAAAUCUCUUACAUUUUUCACUAGACUGAUAAUAUAAAAGUGAUAUUAACAUGUUUUUCCACACCCAUGUUAUUGCAAUAAUCUGGCGGUAGAUCCAGACUUGAUUAGAUUCAGCUUUGUAAUUUUUUUUGGCAGUAACAUACCAUAAGGAGGUGAUAUAAUCUGAACUUCCUAUUGCAUCUCACCAGGAAGAAUAUAAUAUAUUGUCUUAUUUUUAUUUAGGUUAAGAUGAUUCAACUGUUGUCAUCUAUCCAUUAAAAUUUCUUUCCCAUCAAUCUUCCAUCUAAUAGUUUUAGCAUUUAGUAUUUACUUAAGGAUUGCAAAGUGGCGAUGUUUUAAUUCUAAUAUUACUGCUGAGUUUGCUAGUUGUUAUUCUUUUCUAAAGAGGGCAUUCCGUACCUUUUUGUGGUAUUCUGAAAUAUAGUCUGAACAGGAAAGGCAGAAUAAACGUUAUCUUUUCUUCUUUUAUUAUCAUAAUAAUGAGUCCUUGUCUUAGUAGUCAUCCAUGCUAACGUGUGAAUUUCCUUUUGAAUAUCGUUAUGAAGUUAAGAAGUUUGUUUAUGAAUAUCAUGACAACAUAUAUCUAUAUCUGUAUAUCUAUAUGGAGAUAUAUAUUUUGAUCUAUUGUUGUCAUCUUUUUAUUAAACUAUUUGUUCCAUGUUUGGCAAAUGAUGCUAGAAAAUAAAUUUUUUUUUAGAAAUAAAUACAUUAAAAAUCUUAA